CGGAGGAGGUGCGGGGUAUGGCUCCGCCGGCGACGAGCGGGAUCCCGCCGGUUGCUCCCUCGCUGGGCCCGACGGCCGUCUGGCUGGGGAACCGCUCCGAUCUCGAGGGAGGAGUUAGAUGGCUUUGGGAAUUUUUGUUGUGAAAGCUUCAGUAUCACGUAAUUGGUUUUCUGAUGACUUUUCAACCCAUUUAGUAGCAACAUUAUGAAUUACCAUGUCUGUUUUAGUACAAGUGAUGUACAGGCCUUGGCAAGCCAUGAUUUACCGACAACUACCGUGACGACUGGCAAUAAUAACAAGCCUGAGCACCUGGAGUAUGUUGCCUUUGUAUUGGUGCCUGUUUUCUUCAUCAUGGGUCUCUUGGGGAUCCUCAUCUGUCACGUCCUUAAGAAAAAAGGGUAUCGUUGUACAACAGAGGCUGAAGAAGUAGAGGAAGAGGAGAAGCCUGAUGAAAAAAUAGAAAUGAAUGAAACUGCGCAUGAGAAUAGUGACACUGUAGGACAAAUUAUUAACUACAUUAUGAAAAAUGAAGCAAAUGCUGAUGUGUUAAAGGCCAUGGUAGCAGAUAGCAGUGUCUUUGAACCCGAAAGCCCCGUGUCUCCUAACACUCCUGGGAGUCCAACAAGUCCAGGGUCUCCUUUGUCACCUGGUGCUGCUCCACUUAAACACAGCUGCAAAGGCCAUCACUUACAUACUGUUGGAGGAGUAAUAGAGAAAGAUGUUUGUUCUCGCUGUAGCCACAAACGAUGGCAUCAUAUAAAACCAGCUCACAAAUCCAAAGAGCACAGAAGAAGUCGCCUUGGAGAAGUUACAGUACUUUCUGUGGGAAGGUUUAGAGUCACGAAAGUGGAGCACAAAUCUAAUUCCAAAGAACGGAAAAGCUUGAUGUCUGUUACUGGGGUGGAGGGCCUCAAUGGUGACAUUCCUGCCACACCUGUGAAACAGGAAGCAAAAGAAGCACCUGCCACACCUGUGAAAGAGGGGACGCAAGAGAGGAGAAGCUCAGAGUGAACUGCAGGUGGACCUUCUAGAAGAAGUUAGUCAACUAGCACUUUGGAGAAAACAGAGGACUCCCAAGAAAUGCGUUCUUAUUUAAGGAAGUGUGUUUAUGGCACUGUAGCAUUUUACAAACUUUGUGAUGGUAUCCAUGCAAGGUUAAAUACUUACUGAUUUUUAUUGGUGAAAAAAAAUUAAGAUUUACACAUACACACUGUUGGGCAGUGUGGACCUCAUACCAAAAGUUGAGCUUCAUCUUCAAAAUCAAAAAUACAGACAUUUUUUUGGACAGGGAAGGUAAAAAUUCCAGAUAAUUUUUUUCUUCAUACUUUACCCCUCUAGUCCAUCUGGAUUUUUUAACUCUGUUCUUCCCUUCCAGAGCUCACAAAUACUCACUGAAGAUGAAAGUCAGACUACGGAAGAUGAAAAAUACUCUAUUAAUCUAAAUUUUAGUAGCCAAGCAAACCACACAAGAAAAUAAACGUUUUCAGUCAAAUCUGCAUGUGUGCAGACAUGCAGAAGUAUGUAAGCCUUUCUGACUCUGUGACAGGUAACUCACAGCACAGAAUGGCUUAGCUAUACGCAAGUGUUAAAUGAUACUGUUGUCCUUAUUCCCAUUACCUUAAUAACUAUUUAAUAUUAGGCUAAAAAGUGUCUUCUUCUAUGCUCUUGGUUGAGCUUUUGGAAAGGUCACUUUCAUGAAGACCAUUUGUUCUCCAAUUUUCUUGUAACUCCUUAGUCAUAUUUGCAGUCGUAUUGCCUAAUGGCUUUGCCUUUCUCUUUUGUUUUUUACCCGCAGGUUCCUUAUUAAGCUAAGGCAACAUAUUUGAACCACUAGAUAAGGAUAUGGAAUAUUUGUCAUUAAAAAUUUAUGGAGUAUGUACUGAAGUACUUCAGAGUGGCUUCAGAGGGUAGCAGUUCUCACUGGCACCGAAAUCUUAAGCCAUUGUUUCACUGCCUUAAUAUUUUGAGUGUGAUCUACU
This is a messenger RNA of Tympanuchus pallidicinctus (lesser prairie-chicken), 1979 nucleotides long. RefSeq names its product RELT like 1 (gene RELL1). NCBI's taxonomy places the organism in Eukaryota, Metazoa, Chordata, Aves, Galliformes, Phasianidae. The transcript has 8 exons. The coding region runs from base 205 to 1011 and encodes 268 amino acids. The record is from RefSeq and is a predicted model, not a curated record. Gene Ontology annotation, biological process: positive regulation of p38MAPK cascade. Gene Ontology annotation, cellular component: plasma membrane.